Alosa sapidissima (American shad) is the source of this 4629-nucleotide messenger RNA. Its product is annotated as NEDD4-like E3 ubiquitin-protein ligase WWP1. Gene Ontology annotation, biological process: ubiquitin-dependent protein catabolic process. The record is from RefSeq and is a predicted model, not a curated record. Lineage: Eukaryota; Metazoa; Chordata; Actinopteri; Clupeiformes; Clupeidae. The coding region runs from base 234 to 2894 and encodes 886 amino acids. The transcript is spliced from 25 exons. Gene Ontology annotation, molecular function: ubiquitin protein ligase activity; protein binding.
CAUGCGUGAGGUGUUUCUGCGCUGUGAACCUGCCUGUGGCGGAGAGAUGGCCGCUCGCCGACUUUAGAACUGAACGACAGGCCAGGCAUCGAGUUUAACAGCUGGAAACCCUUGCAGACUCAUACUGGGUGCUACGGUCGGACACGUGGUAACCAUGGGACACGGAGUGGGCUGAAUACCCUGAUCUUCACACACACACACACACACAACGCCUCAACACCCCUGUGUAUGCGAUGGCCACAGCAUUGGGUGACGAAGACUGUAGUAACGACCGUGGAGGCUCGUCUCAGCUGCAGGCCCAAGUGGUCUGUGCCAAACUCAGGCGCAAGAAGAACUGGUUUGGGACAGCCGUCUAUGUGGAGGUGACCGGGGAGGGGGAGUCCCGCAGGACCAGCAAGGCCCACAGCACACACAACCCUCGCUGGGAGGAGGCCCUGCUUCUGAAUGUAACCCCACACACACAUCUGGAGUUCAAGGUGUGGAGCCACCAUGCCCUGAAGGCAGAUGCCGUGCUGGGCAAGGCCAGCCUGGACCUACGGCACAUGCUGGAGCAGAACAGCAGCAAAUUGGAACGUGUGAAGCAGGUGCUAUCCCUGACGGUGGAGGGGAAGAGUGGCGUAGUCAGUGCGGGGGAGCUGACCGUGGUCCUGGACGGCCUUAGUGUUGACCAAGAGACGCUUCACAACAGUAGCACAAACACAACCAAAAUGCAGCAGAAUGGAGAUGCCAUCCACGAGAACGGAGACGAUGCCACAUCAACGAGGGCUCCAAACAGUGGGUGUGGCUCCAACGGCGUGGACAGCUCUGCCUGCAGUGACUCGAGUUCUGCCCCCAUCGUUAACGGAGACACCGACUCCUCCCCUUCCCACCAGAACGCGCCCGUCCCCAUGCAGACCGACAGCGACGCAGCCCCUCGGAUAGUAAAUGGUUCAGACAGUGCUGUGGCAGCAUGCACAGAGGAGAUGCCAGUUGCCGGUAGUUCAGACGAAGAGCGUGAUGUGGCAGCUGCAGACCCCCCCGCCCCUCUUCCCUCCUCUUCCUCCUCCUCUUCCUCUCCUGCCCCGGAGGCAGCCCCUGCCGCUGCUGGUAGCUCUUCGUCCCCUUCUCCAGCCACUGGCUCCUCGCAAGCAGCCAAACCGCGCCAGCAGACCCCCAACGCCGUCACAACAGAGCCCCUUCCUCCAGGGUGGGAGCAGAGGAAGGAUCCUCACGGAAGGACGUACUACGUCGACCACAACACGCGCACCACCACAUGGGAAAGACCGCAGCCGCUUCCGCCAGGCUGGGAGAGGCGUGUGGAUGACCGCGGCAGGAUCUACUACGUAGACCACAAUACGCGCACCACCACCUGGCAGAGGCCCACUAUGGAGUCUGUGCGCAACUUCGAGCAGUGGCAGUCGCAGCGUAGCCAACUGCAGGGAGCCAUGCACCAGAUCAACCAGAGAUACCUCUACUCCGCCUCUAUGAUGUCUGUGGAGAAUGACCCGCUAGGUCCUCUACCUCCUGGAUGGGAGCGGCGUGUGGACUCCAAUGACCGUGUGUACUUUGUCAACCACAACACAAAGACCACCCAGUGGGAGGAUCCUCGCACACAAGGGCUGCAGAAUGAGGAGCCCCUGCCGGAGGGCUGGGAGAUCAGAUACACACGCGAGGGCGUCCGCUACUUUGUGGAUCACAACACGAGGACCACAACAUUCAGUGAUCCACGCACUGGCAAAUCAUCAGUGAGCAGUAAAGGUCCUCAGAUUGCCUAUGAGCGUAGUUUCAGAUGGAAGCUCGCUCACUUCCGCUACCUAUGCCAGUCGAAUGCGCUACCCAGCCAUGUGAAGAUCACAGUCUCAAGACAGACACUGUUUGAAGACUCCUUCCAACAGAUCAUGGCUUUGAAGCCCUAUGACCUGAGGCGGAGACUAUAUGUGAUCUUCAGAGGAGAAGAGGGACUGGACUAUGGUGGCCUUGCAAGGGAGUGGUUUUUCCUGUUGUCUCACGAGGUGCUGAACCCCAUGUACUGUCUGUUUGAGUAUGCGGGGAAGAGUAACUACUGUCUGCAGAUCAACCCGGCCUCCACCAUCAACCCCGACCACCUGGCCUACUUCUGCUUCAUUGGCCGCUUCAUCGCCAUGGCCUUGUUCCAUGGCAAGUUCAUCGAUACAGGCUUCUCCUUGCCUUUCUAUAAGCGCAUGCUCAAUAAGAAGCUCAUCCUCAAAGACCUGGAGUCCAUCGACCCAGAGUUCUACAACUCUCUCAUCUGGAUCAGGGAUAACAAUAUAGAAGAGUGUGGCUUGGAGAUGUACUUCUCAGUGGACAUGGAGAUCUUGGGCAAGAUCACGUCUCAUGACUUGAAGCCCGACGGUGCCAAUGUUCUGGUGACUGAGGAGAACAAAGAGGAGUACAUUGGGUUGAUGGCGGAGUGGCGUUUCUCUCGAGGGGUGGAGGGCCAGACUAAAGCCUUCCUGGACGGUUUCAAUGAAGUGGUGCCCUUACAGUGGCUGCAGUACUUUGAUGAGAAGGAGCUGGAGGUGAUGCUCUGCGGGAUGCAAGAGGUUGACCUGCAGGACUGGCAGAGGAACACCGUAUAUCGCCACUACACACGGAACAGCAAACAGAUCAUGUGGUUUUGGCAGUUUGUGAAGGAGGUGGACAAUGAGGUGCGUCUCCGACUGAUGCAGUUUGUGACGGGGACGUGCAGGCUGCCACUAGGGGGUUUCGCUGAGCUCAUGGGCAGCAAUGGUCCGCAGAAGUUCUGCAUAGAGAAGGUUGGGAAGGACACCUGGCUUCCUCGCAGUCACACCUGUUUCAACAGGCUGGACCUGCCUCCCUACAAGAGCUACGAGCAGUUAAAGGAGAAGCUGCUCUUCGCCAUCGAGGAGACGGAGGGCUUCGGCCAGGAGUAACCCCCCCCACCCGUGCCCCCCCCCGGCGGCCCUUCUUCCCCACCCCACUCACCAAAAGGAAGAGAAUUGCACAGAUAUUUACCAAUGUACAUAAGCUAUUCUCACAUUUCAAACCAAAAUCUUAAUGGGCAACCUCAUGUUAGUGAUUUUUAGCUCUUCUUCUCCUCCCCUGUGUCUGGCUGUGAUUAUGCAAGCAAACGCUCCCGCGCUUCUCCUGAAAAGACUCUGCCUGGCCGAACGGGUGUGUGAGCGAGACAGUGUGUGUGUGUGUGUGUGUGUGUGUGUGUGUGUGUGUGUGUGUGUGUGUAUAUGAGAGAGAAAGUAGUGAAACUCAUUGCUUAGCUCUAGUUUUAUAGAGCUACUGAGACCGUAUGACUGACAGCUGAUCUUGUUGCUGCUGCCACCCCCUCCAAACAGUAUUCAACACCGCACUGAGGGGUGUGUGUGUGUAUUCAUGUGUGUGAAAAGGGAGCUGUACAAAGGUGAGUGUACAGCUCUGCGGUGGCCUUACUAAGUUUUAUGUGUGUGUGGGGGUGAAGUGUGUGUUCUCUGUGUCUGGGUGUGUGUUUGUGCUGUGGCCAUGUUUUUGUGUGUGUGUGUCUGUGUGUGUGUGUGUGUUGUCAUCUCCUUGUCCCUGCUUUGGCUGUGUGUGUUAAUUUGUGAGGACGACAUCCUGUCCACUGUGGUCAGGAUACUAACUAUAAGCACUGUCUCUAAUGCAACUAUACACACAGACAGCAUCUCUAAUGCAAGAAUAGAUACACACACACACCAAAGAAGACCAGUAACCAAUUUGUCACAACACCAUUGGAUACUGGUGGGGACGUUCGCUGUGUGCUAUGGCUUUGAGGUCAUGAUCUACGGACCUCUGGACAUUGUCUUGCCGGUCUCAUUCGAUGCUAUCGUGUAGCAACACACACACACACACACACAUUCUCUCUCUCUUGCCUGCAAACCCACACCAGAGCAGUAAUGUGCCUGUUUCCACGCCAACGCACCGCUUCACCGUGUCCAUUUCCUCCUCAACGCAGAAGGACUCUGUUCUAGGUUUUUUUCCCCUUGUUUUGAUUUUUCUGCUGUCUGGUCUAAAAUGUGAACUCUCUCCCCGGCGGUGGCUCCACAAGGACAGCCCAACACCCCCAUGCCCCACCGGACGCUCUGCCUCUGAUCAUGCCUCCUCUGAUGAGUGCUCCUGGUAGCCACCUUGCCCCAGACUCUCUCUCUCACACACACACACACACUCACUCACACUUGUGGCUCACAAAAGCAACAAAUAACGAGAUUCUCGCUUCUCCCUGAAAACAAAAACAAUAACAAAUGAUUGUAUGAGGAGCAGAGCAGAUCUCGCCCAUCAAGUGAAGCUGCCUGGUCAGGCCAUUGACCCCCUUGACACAAACACACACACACUCUUGCGUGCUCAGAAACCCAGUGUAACAUAUCAGCUGUAGAUAGACACUGUACAGACUGACCCUUGCUGGAGAUGUGUAUAAAGUAUUCAUUUUUAAUCUGCUUUACCCAUUUUAAUGGAUUAAUUAAUUGACUGACUGACUGAUUAAUUGAUUGAUCGGUUGAAUGAAUGGAGACACACAAAAAAAAAAAAAAAAUCUGUGGGGGGUGUGCGCUGUGCUCAGGAUUCACCAAAACCCUGUUGGCUGUCGAUCUGUUGGGAGUGAUUUUUCUCUUGGUUGGAUCUGCCUGUGGAAGACAUGUACUUAAUAAAUGUGUCCGACCAGCA